AUGGAAACUGUUUCGAUUUACGAUUGUUCAAUAAGUCACGAAUUACAUCACAAACCAGAGAAUUUGUUUGAAAAGAAAGAGGUUGGAUGUUAUUCACAAGUUGCUUGUAAUUUUAUUGUUUUUGACAAGAGAAGUUUGAACCCCUUUAAACUGCCGUCAUAUGCGACGUUGCAGGCAAAAAAAUGGAAUGUAAAAAAAGGUUAUCGUUCAUUCACUUACAGAAUUUUCAAGAGAGCUGAAUCCAUGGUAAAAAAUCUUCUAUUGACGACAAUUAAAUAUGAAUCAGAUCACGGAUCAUCACCCAGCUUCCAACUUCCUCAAGUUUUAUGCCAUUCAGGAUUAUUCAAAGAUAUUUUGGCUGAUAAGGCUAAGUAUCAAGUUAUUCCGUUUGAUGGUCAAUUGAUAUUUGUUGGAACAAAUCGGAGGUACAAUCAGAAUCUUCUAAUUUCGUAUUCGGGUAUCCGAUUUGAGGAUCUUUUGGAGACCGGCGAUCCAACGAUACAAACAAAAAAUAAUUUUCAGCAUUUCAAAAGUUUAAGUCGAUGGAAAUUUCGAAGUCAAACGGGGGAUCAGCCUCUAGAGUGCUUGACUGUUACGGAAAUUGAUUCAUUAAAUCCUAAAGGUGAUCGAUUGAAUGAAGGAAAAAAGGAUCCAAGCAGGUACACAGAGAUCAAAAUGGCAUAUGCUUGUCCCACGUUUGAAUAUGGGAAUGACGUACUUGAUAUUUUAAGAAACGUAAAACGAAAUUUUGGUCACCGCUUGUUUCAAUGGGUGACGCAAUGCAAAUACGGUAUGAGUAAUUACCUUCUUAUUGGUUUGAGGAGUCCAGAUUAUAAUAUUUGGAAGGUGCAAUUAUAUGAUAUUGAUAGUGAUGUCAUUCCUUAUCUGAAAAAGUAUUUCAAGCAAGAUUAUAUUGAAUAUCAGUGCUCUUCGGAUACGCUUACUAAAGUUCUAAGAUGGGUUAAAGACAGUAUAGAGAAAUCAAUGAAGAAGUCACAUGAUCAUGAUUAUCACAAUGUAUUUGAAUUGGAUAUUGGUAACAAGCACUACAGGCUCAAGAAAUUGUUAGGGUUGAAAGCAGAAAAAGCCUACAAUACUGCUAUGAUAAAUGAAUUUUUGGAAUGGAGGAAGCAUAAAAAUAAUAUCUUAGCAUCAAGUAAGUAUAUAUUUCAUAAGGAAUGGCAAUCGAAGGCAAAAAAGCAAAGGAAAGAUUUGCAAUUACUUUCAGAUGAUUUUAACGAAAUGCACAUUUAA
Brettanomyces bruxellensis is the source of this 1254-nucleotide messenger RNA. RefSeq lists its product as uncharacterized. NCBI's taxonomy places the organism in Eukaryota, Fungi, Ascomycota, Pichiomycetes, Pichiales, Pichiaceae. The coding region runs from base 1 to 1254 and encodes 417 amino acids. The transcript has a single exon. The record is from RefSeq and is a predicted model, not a curated record.